Guillardia theta CCMP2712 is the source of this 789-nucleotide messenger RNA. RefSeq lists its product as hypothetical. Lineage: Eukaryota; Cryptophyceae; Pyrenomonadales; Geminigeraceae. The transcript is spliced from 2 exons. The record is from RefSeq and is a predicted model, not a curated record. The annotation marks the transcript as partial.
AUGCCGCUUUUGAUCUGCAAGGCUGGCACCUGGAUACAAGACGGAAAUCGGAGCUGCUCCGCCUGUCAGGUCGGAAAGUUUUCCCAGGCAUGUGGAGGUACCUCGUGCACGGCAUGCGUAGCAGGGACGUACACGUCACUAGAGGGACAGACAGCUUGCCUGGAGUGCGUGGCGGGCUACUACUGCCUAGGCGAUAGUGAUCAAGCUCCGUGUCGACCAGGUUUCUACUCUGAUCCUGGGGCCACUAAUUGUACCCUCUGUCCUCCUGGCUCGUCUUGUGUUGGUGCCAGCCCGUCGCAACCUUGCGCUUCGGGGACAUUUUCGAACGUCUCAGGGGUGACUGCUUGUCAACUGUGUCAAGCUGGGAAGUUUGCACCUAAGACAGGCUCUACAACUUGUUCGCCUUGUCAAAAUGGAACGUUCUCGAGUCAAGACGGAGCCUCCCUCUGCCAGCCUUGCGCUCCUGGGACAUUCGCUGCAUCCUCUAAACAAACGAGCUGUGACCAGUGCGCAAGGGGACGCUACCAAUCAAGCUACCAAUCGUCGUCUUGCCUUGAAUGCCCUGCAAAUUCAGGAGCAAGAAUUGAAAUGGGCAUCUACUGCGCGCUGUGCAAUCCUGGCACUUACUCGGUGUCGAGCCAGUCGGCAUGCAGAGAUUGUCCCUUAGGGACCUUCUCGUCCUCGUAUGGUUCUACUUCCUGCUCCUCCUGUCCUCAAGGCUCCGUGGGGCCUGUGACAGGGGCUCUGUCUCAAGCGGAUGGCUGCCGGGAGUGCGGGGACGGAAGUUAC